Messenger RNA from Cuculus canorus (common cuckoo), 5012 nucleotides. It is a transcript of the gene CERT1, whose product is annotated as ceramide transporter 1. The transcript has 18 exons. The record is from RefSeq and is a predicted model, not a curated record. Gene Ontology annotation, biological process: ER to Golgi ceramide transport. The coding region runs from base 251 to 2125 and encodes 624 amino acids. Lineage: Eukaryota; Metazoa; Chordata; Aves; Cuculiformes; Cuculidae. Gene Ontology annotation, cellular component: Golgi apparatus. Gene Ontology annotation, molecular function: phosphatidylinositol-4-phosphate binding.
CGGUAAAUAGCGGCCGGGAGUGCCCGCCUCGCGUUAAGAUGGCGGUUGGGGCGGCCGGGAUGGCUGGGCUGUGAGCGCUCGCCCCUCCUCUCCCCGCCACCCUCUAUGCUGUGGCUGCUGGCGCCGUGAGGGGGAAGAACCCCGGGGCGGGCUGCGCUGGUAUCGCCUGCGCAGGGAGCGCCGCCGCUCCGUCCCCCCUCGACCGCGCCAAGCCCUUCUCUCGCCGGCGGUGGCCGCGGCGCGGGUCUCCAUGUCGGACAACCAGAGCUGGCACUCGUCCGGCUCCGAGGAGGAUCCCGAGGCCGAGCUCGGGCAGCCCGUGGAGCUGUGCGGAGUGCUUAGCAAGUGGACCAACUACAUUCAUGGGUGGCAGGAUCGAUGGGUAACUCUGAAACGCAACACACUCAGUUAUUACAAGUCUGAAGAUGAAACAGAAUAUGGCUGCAGAGGCUCUAUCUGUCUGAGCAAGGCGGUGAUUACACCCCAUGACUUUGACGAAUGCAGAUUUGAUAUUAGCGUAAACGAUAGCGUUUGGUAUCUCCGAGCUCAGGACCCAGACCACAGACAGCAGUGGGUAGAUGCAAUAGAACAACACAAGACUGAAUCUGGCUAUGCAUCAGAGUCAAGUUUACGACGCCAUGGCUCCAUGGUGUCUCUUGUUUCUGGAGCAAGUGGAUACUCUGCAACAUCCACCUCUUCGUUUAAGAAGGGCCAUAGCUUACGUGAGAAGCUUGCAGAAAUGGAAACCUUUAGAGACAUCUUGUGUAGACAAGUUGAUACUUUGCAGAAAUAUUUUGAUGCCUGCGCAGAUGCAGUUUCCAAAGAUGAACUCCAGAGGGAUAAAGUGGUAGAAGAUGAUGAAGAUGAUUUCCCUGCAAUGCGUUCUGACGGGGAUUUUUUACAUAACAGUAACAGCAGUAAGGAAAAACUGUUUCCACAUGUGACACCCAAAGGAAUUAAUGGCAUAGACUUUAAAGGAGAAGCUAUAACUUUCAAGGCAACCACUGCUGGAAUCCUUGCUACACUAUCUCAUUGUAUUGAACUCAUGGUAAAACGUGAAGAAAGCUGGCAAAAAAGGCUAGAUAAGGAGAUAGAGAAGAGGAGAAGAACUGAAGAAGCAUACAAAAAUGCUGUGACUGAACUGAAGAAGAAGUCCCACUUUGGAGGGCCAGACUAUGAGGAGGGUCCUAAUAGUCUGAUUAAUGAAGAAGAAUUCUUCGAUGCUGUUGAAGCUGCUCUUGAUAGACAGGAUAAAAUGGAAGAACAGUCCCAAAGUGAAAAGGUCAGAUUACACUGGCCAACAUCCUUACCUUCAGGAGAUGCUUAUUCUGCUGUGGGAACUCAUCGAUUUGUCCAAAAGCCCUAUAGUCGCUCUUCCUCCAUGUCUUCCAUUGAUCUAGUCAGUGCCUCUGAUGAUGUUCACAGAUUCAGCGCCCAGGUGGAAGAGAUGGUACAAAAUCAUAUGACAUAUUCCUUACAAGAUGUGGGAGGAGAUGCCAAUUGGCAGCUAGUGGUAGAAGAAGGAGAAAUGAAGGUAUACAGAAGAGAGGUAGAAGAGAAUGGAAUUGUUUUAGAUCCUUUGAAAGCAACCCAUGCCGUUAAAGGGGUAACAGGACAUGAAGUUUGUCACUACUUCUGGAAUGUCGAUGUUCGUAAUGACUGGGAAACAACAAUUGAAAAUUUCCACGUUGUGGAGAAUUUAGCUGAUAAUGCAAUCAUCAUUUACCAGACACAUAAGAGGGUGUGGCCAGCUUCUCAAAGGGAUGUCCUGUAUUUGUCUGCGAUCAGAAAGAUACCAGCAUUCAAUGAAAAUGAUCCUGAAACAUGGAUUGUGUGCAAUUUCUCUGUGGAACAUGACAGUGCUCCUCUGAACAAUCGCUGUGUCCGUGCCAAAAUAAAUAUUGCUAUGAUUUGUCAGACUUUAGUAAGCCCACCAGAGGGGAACAAGGAAAUAAGCAGGGACAACAUCCUAUGCAAGAUUACAUAUGUAGCUAAUGUGAACCCAGGAGGAUGGGCACCAGCAUCUGUGUUACGGGCAGUGGCAAGAAGAGAAUAUCCAAAAUUUUUGAAACGUUUUACAUCAUAUGUGCAAGAGAAAACAGCAGGGAAGCCUAUUUUGUUCUAGUAUUAGCAGUGACCGGAACAAGACUGGGUGAGCAUUCCACGUUGGAGAAGUGAUCAUGCAUAGAGCACUCCAUGCUGGAACGAAGGAUCUACAGUCUUUUUAUGGCCCAAGUUCUAGGCUUUGUAUACUGAAGUGAAGAAGUGUUGUGACACCAUGAGGCUGAAUAUUUAACACUAGCGCUCUCUUGCUAACUUUUCUUGCUCAAUGAGUGUGUAAUUAUAAAUACAUGUAUUGAUAACAUUGUAUAUGGCUCUAUUUUUAUUUGCUUGCUUUAGAAGAGGAAGAACAUGUACAACUUUGAAUUACCAGCGCAGGUUACUGCUUUAAUUUUAAAUAGCUUGCAGAAUUUUCACUGUCAACCUUCCUAAGAUAGUUACAGUUUUUGUGCGUGUCUAAAAAGCACAAAAGACAAGUGCACAUAUAGCAUACUGUAUGUGCUUUAUACGCACAAAAAUCGAAGCGGUAUUUUAAGGGGUUGGAGAGGAACUUCAGUAAAGCCUAGGUGACUUAUUGGCAGGUUUUGUUUCGCAUUGUAUAAUCAUAUUUCAUUGCUGCUAGUUUCUAUAAUGAAUCAUCUUGUUACGUAAAAUGUCAGUAACUGAGGGCUGUCAAUAUCUUUAUGACUUUGCCUUUUCUAUUGUCUUACUCUUAUGAAGAUCUUUGAUUCUGAAGGAGUAAGAGUGUGAAAAGCUUUAUUUUUUUCCCAGAUAUCUUUAUAUUUCUAUUGUAUUUUUUAGUUAUGUAAUAUGUGCUACAGAAUUUUUGUUGUUAAACAUGAUCCAGAAAUAUCUAGGAAGAUUCUAUAUGAGAGGGCAAGAGACUGCCUGAAAGCGUGAAGUCAUCUGUCCAUGCUAUAGGUGAACUGCUUUCUCGCAUGAUAGCCAGGGCUUUACCGAAGCUGUGAGAAGAUACACUGUAAUAUUUACUGAAGUAGCUUGGACUAACUAGGUAAAACAAUGUUCCCAGUCUAGAAUGAGGAUGAGUACGUUAUUUUCAGAUCCUGCAUGUGUUUUUCUCAUCUUUAUAAAGCCAUGGUAGGAGAUUGGCAUAGCAAAUUAUUUGCCUCUUGAUCAAAAACCCAUCAGAGCUAUGAGGAUGUGUAGCUCUUAUUAAGGAAGUUCCCUUUAGUUGCUGUGAGAUUUUAAAUGUCAGAUAUUUACCUGCCUUUGAUUCUGGAGAUCCUCAUUAGGAGAGGACUGUGUCAGACUGGUACUGACUUAGAGAUCUUUUAUCUUUUAGCUUCAGAUGUUUGGGUUGUUGUUUGGGUUUUUUUCCAAAAGAAAGCUGAAAGUGUUAUUUGAGCUAGUAUGGUAGGUGUCUGAAAAUAAAGAGCAUCUAGUAAGUUAGUGCAGAUUUGGUAAAUGAUUAAAUGUGAUCUGCACAGUGUUGAAAAACUUUUUGUUCAUUUUUGUAGAGGUGAAAUCGUACAUAACACACGAUUACACAUGCAUGCAGAUUUCAUACUCCAGAACUCUUCCCUUUUUAUUUGCCUUCCUUUAAUGGUGUGCAUGGAAUAUGCCUUAUUACAGAGUUAUUCUGUCAAUUUGAAUAUGUAGAAAAGUGCCUAUAUGGUAACGCUAGUAAGGCAAAUAAGAUGAAAACUUAUACAUGUUUACUAUAUCACCAGUGAGCAUUUUAUAUAUCGAUGUUAAAAAAAGAAAUCUUAUACCUCAAAUGUACUUCAUCUUUUUACAAUCAACCAAGAAAUGGUUCAUUCCACCAUAGCCACUGAUGGGAACUUUUAAAACAAAAUCCAAAACAUGAAGAAUUUAAAUCCUUGCUUGUCGUUUCUGGUAAUUGCUGGAACACAAGAGAGUUUAUUCAUUCAAUUGGUUAGCUUUAUUUUACAAAGGAAUGGAAGUUUACAAAGCAGUAUAAAAACUUAUAUCAUUAGUUGCAUUUGCACUAAAUGUGAUGUACUUUUGCAAUUUAUUCUGUAAAUAAAAUUACACUACAGAUACUAUUUGUAAAGAAUAUGUUUUACUUUUAGUUAAAGGCAGUGGUACUUCACUACAGCUAGUCCUGCCUAAUCAGAGUUGUAAGAGGCUGCUGAAGAAUAAGGAAGGAAUUGCAAGACUGAGAAAUUGGUAUUAAUUGACCUCUUUAAAAUUAACUUUCAAAAGGCAGUUCUCUAUAGGCCUCUCAGAUUGUCUGUGUGCACGUAGGCAUUAGAUCCUUUCUCCUGGAAGGGAUCUUGCUUUUAUAGUUUUAUAAAAUCUGCUCUGUCUCUUGAGCCCGUCCCUCUCUUCAGUCACUGCCACAUGUCUGUGUGCUACAAGUUCACUUCUUCCUGUUAAUGGAUUGGUGGCAUUUAUACUGCUGUGGUGGCCUUUGCAGAAGCAGGUCCUGACUCUAGAAGGGAUGUUUUUAUAAGCUGAAACAACUUGAAGGGCUGAAAAUGCAGCAGUCUUCUCCAUUAGAUACCGUUUUCUGGAUAUCUAUUUCUGUUUGGAGAAUUUGAAUGUUGCCAAACUGGAUCUGAAAGAAAUCACUUACUUUGUAUUGAUAAUGGGGAUAAGAUAGUCAUUGUUACUCUGUCUGAGAACCUCAACCUGAAUAUACUUUUUUUGCCUAAUUUGUCUGUGAAAAAUGUGAUGCACUUUGGGGGAACAAAAUUACCUUUUACUUAAUUGGGCUGAGCUGGCUUAUCUGAAGUUGUGCAGAUUCUUUAAACUAAUCAAAUUGUCCUCCUGUAUUUUUGUCAAGUUGUACAGAUAACGCUGUAUUUGAAUUGCCACUGCAGACUUAAAACAUGAAUCAUAUUUUUGAGUACUUGAGUGUGUAGAGUGUAACUGUUCUAUAAUAGCUUUAUGAUCCUAAUGGUAAGUUUUAAAAAUUAAAAGAAGUUGGCUCUUCCAUGUUACAAUCACAAAUUUAAAACCAGUAU